UGACCACAACAUAUUAUGCCGCAAUAAUAUACGUAAAAUAUGCGGAUGUUGGGUAAAUGCGAAGAUAACAUUUCAUUACAUUAUAACAAUAAUGUCGUCGAAUGAGUAAUAAUUAUCAUACCUAGUUAGAUUUUGAUUUAGUUAAUAAGGUGAAGUGCCAUCUUCUCGAGACUGGAAAAUGGAGGCCACCGAAUUUGCAAGAGUCAGUCAAAAAAACCCGCAUAUUUUGAAUGACGAAGAACUAAAGGAUUACUAUGGAAGCAUAUUCCUCUGCUGCGAUUCGAACAGAGAUGGAAUCAUAAGUAUAAACGAACUGAAGACCUUCAUCGAAAUACAUGAAGAAUUUGAGCUCCCCGAUGAAGUGAUGAGAACGAUUUACGAAAAAUAUGACAAAAACAUGGACGAAAAGCUGGAUUUAGAGGAAUUCGUCGAAAUGAUAAAUAGUCCAACAUUUUCAGUAACCUUCCAGAAGUUUUCGAAUAGGAUAUUGAAGUUCGUAGUUGUACCAACGAUAAACAGAAAGACGACCAAGCUAUGCAGAACAAUAACAAAGACAGGUUCUUACGAUGCAGAAAUGAAGUGGAGGAAAAGUGCCGUAGGCCUGAUCAUUAUAUCACUUCUACAGAUAAUAUUGUAUUACGUGAAUAAUUUCUUGAAGAGAGAAAAUGACCAUGAUGUAGGAGACAUUUAUGAGAAACUAUCAUUCAAUCCAUGUUUGAGAUAUCAAAUUUACAGAUAUUUCACAUAUAUGUUCGUCCAUUCAGGUGAGUCUCACCUAUUUGCCAACGUCAUUUUGCAACUGGUGUUAGGAAUUUCCCUUGAACUGGUCCACACGUGGAGAAUACCGUGUUUAUACUUUGCCGGCGUCAUUGGAGGCGCUCUCUUCCAUUCUGUGAUAGAUCGAACACCAUUGGUCGGCGGUAGCGCCGGCGCAUAUUCCUUUUACACAGCGCAUGUGGCAGUGGUCAUAUUGAAUUGGAGAGAAAUGAGCCAUCCCGCUGUACGCUUGAUAUUAUUUACCAUCAUAAUAGUGAUUGACGCUAUCUGCGCACAGAUGACAUCGUCCAAUAAUGUGAGUUAUUGGAGUCACUUCGGAGGAGCAGUGAUUGGGCUUCUCUUCGGAGUGAACAUAUUGAGAAAUCUAAGGGUGACCCAGUUGGAGACAUACAUUUGGUACAUAAGCUUGACAGUGUUAGGUAUCACGAUUUUCACUCUGAUUAUUUUAGAUUGUGUAUUGCAAUUGCCGAUGACAAUAUAUUGUUCAUAAGA
Messenger RNA from Phaedon cochleariae (mustard beetle), 1269 nucleotides. The record is from the annotation of a GenBank genome assembly. NCBI's taxonomy places the organism in Eukaryota, Metazoa, Arthropoda, Insecta, Coleoptera, Chrysomelidae.